AUGCUAUUCACAACCAUCAUCAUCACUACUAUCACCGCACUCGCUGUCCACGCAGCUGGUGCACCUCAAACUGAUUACCAAAUCCAAGAAACCAAUGACGAGAUAUACAACGCUCUUCCCGUUGACUUCCAUGAAUCCGACUCAUACUUUGACGAAGGUGAGCCUUCCCUCUACGAACAUUCUCCGGUAUACAAAUACUCUGACGACGUCCAACCUGAACAUGAAUGGAUUGAUAUGAUGGCCGAGCAUCAUCACGAAGUCAAGCUAAUCAGCCCAUGUCGAAGUGGUAAACCCGUCUUCCCCUACGAAGGUCACCCACAACCCCGAAUCAGCGGCACUAUCCAAGGUCCUGUCAGGGGUGGUGUAGCCUGGAUGGAAGGCUACGAUGGAGCUCACUGUCAAUCUUCCGGUGUCAACUGCGGUAUCGCCGAGUUCACUCUUACCAACAGUGAAGGUAAAGGCAUGCAAAACAGUGCGGAUCACUCUUUACUUGACGGUCCAGGUCUUGGCAAUCAUAAAUUCCACUACAAGAUGAACUUCCACUUCACCGGUUCAUGUACCAAAGGUCCCGGUGGUCCAUGUACUGGUGAUUCCCCUCAGAAGUGUCCUGGUGCAUAUCUCGGUGAUAGGACUGAAGGUGGUGCUCCCACUCAAUGUCUCUCGGAUAACACUGGAAUCACCAUCACCUUCUGCUAA
This is a messenger RNA of Kwoniella mangroviensis CBS 8507, 696 nucleotides long. RefSeq lists its product as uncharacterized. The record is from RefSeq and is a predicted model, not a curated record. NCBI's taxonomy places the organism in Eukaryota, Fungi, Basidiomycota, Tremellomycetes, Tremellales, Cryptococcaceae. The transcript is spliced from 4 exons. The coding region runs from base 1 to 696 and encodes 231 amino acids.